Messenger RNA from Frankliniella occidentalis (western flower thrips), 792 nucleotides. RefSeq lists its product as uncharacterized. The record is from RefSeq and is a predicted model, not a curated record. The coding region runs from base 96 to 668 and encodes 190 amino acids. Lineage: Eukaryota; Metazoa; Arthropoda; Insecta; Thysanoptera; Thripidae. The transcript has 5 exons.
GCGGGAGGCACGGCCGCCAGCCGCACGCCGGUCAGUCCCAGUUGACCGGGCAGCCCGCUCGAGACAUUCAGAGCCUCGGCGAGAACGCGCGCAGCAUGUCGACCGCCCCGCUCCUCCUGGCCGUCGUGGCCAGCCUGCUGCUCAUCAACCUCGGCGCCGCCGCCCCCGCCGAGCAGGCCGCCGCAGCCGCAGCACCCGCGGCCCCCGACCAGGCCGUGGAGGCCGCGGAGAGCGCCGCCACCCUUGAGGACGAGGUCGUGCAGACGGCGGAGGCCGGCGGCCCGAAGAAGAACAAGAAGCGCAGCCAGGGCACGUCGCACGUCGGCAACCUGCUGGCGCCGCUGCUGGAGACGCCCAACGUGUACCCGGAGACCGUGUCCCUCUCGCCGCAGCAGAACGACCCCAAGAAGAAGAGCAACGCCGUGCAGGGCAUCCUGCUCAACAUCCUGCAGCCGAAGCCCAUCGUGGACUCGAUCCGCGAGGAGGACAAGUACGGCAACACCGGGGACCGUUUCGCCUUCGUCGGUCGGGGAGUGGUCGCCGGCUUCGAAGGCUUCAGCAACAUCCUCAACAAGGUCCUUGAUUUCCCGUUCGAGACAGCCAAGAAAGUGUCCCGCAGCGCCACCGAGGCCCUAAAUAACCUGGGCUCCAGACUCAUCGGACUGUAGACCUCCAUAACGCCAAAUGAAAACACACACGUACCUUGAAAACAUAGUUUAAGUUUGAUUAAGUGUUGUGCCUUGUAAAUAUUACCUUGUUAAUAAAAAAAACUGUUGUUUUUUUCUUCUUUGA